CAACAACAGGAGUAGCGAUAGAUACUGGAUACUGGGCAACAGGAGGCGGCAGAAAGAGUGACACAGAGGAAAGGAGGAAAGCAGGCGAGAGAGUGAGAUCGAGGAAGGAGAGUGAUUCAGAAGGUACUGCUCCCCACCAGAAGGAAUUUUUCAGAGUCCCCACAACCUCACUUCCACCUUCUCCAGACACCAACACCCAUCCGUCUCUUCUCUCUCAUCAUUCGAGCUUCUCCAUUGAGAGUCAACCUCUAGCAUCUCUCUCGCCCCACCCUACAUGUAUAAACGAAACAAAAGUUGUGUAUGACGGGUGUUAUUUGUUUAGAGAAACAGUAGGCAAGAGAGAGAGAGAGAGAGAGAAGUCAGGUCUUAUCGAGGGAGAUAUUUGUUUAGAUAAACAAUAGGCGAGAGAGAGAGAGAGAGAGAGAGAGAGAGAGAGCGAGAGGUCAGGUCUUGUUGAGGGACAGAUUUGGGCAGUCGUUGGUGUAAGAGUGAGCCAACGAAGGAGGGGGGCGAUAAGCAAGUGGAGGGAGCAUAGAUCGGCUUUUUCUUCUCUCUAUUCUUGAUAUAAGAGCAGCCGGCGUGGCUUCUGGAAGGCGAUUUCCUUCCGACAGUGGCGCGUUCGCGGACUGGGUGGCAAACCCGGCCGCUGGCGGCAGAGGCGAUGAUCUCUGCCUCGGCUUCAAUGCCGGCUCCAGCAGAGGAGGAGGAGGAGGCGCUGGUGGAGUAGUAUGGGGUGGCCCCAGCUCUUUAUCCGCCGUCGGUGGUGGGACAAGGCAGGGCGUCAAUUACGGGUUACCCGCCGACAUGGGGAUGAUGGUGCUGGCCUCCGCCGCCUCCUUCCACCAGCAGUGCCACCAUGAGUCCCUGCUGUCCUCCUCUGCCGCGGCGGAGCAGCACCCUGUCAUUCCCCUCCUCGCCGCUGCGUCGUGCGUCGUUGAGGACGACAACCCCACCGCCCGGGCCAGGCCCGGUGGCAUCCACCUCUGGCAACCGGUCCUGCCCCAGCUGCCACACCCCCACGCCCCUAACCCUAACCCUAACCCUAACCCUAAUGCCAGCCUCGCCAAUUACCUCAGGAAGGCUGUGCCGACGACCGAUCCCAGUGGAAUUCUCCUCGGUGGCGGCGCUGCCGCCGCGGGCGUGGGAGAAUCGACGUGCCAGGACUGCGGGAACCAGGCCAAGAAGGAUUGCAGCCACCGGCGGUGCCGUACGUGCUGCAAGAGCCGCGGAUUUGAGUGCUCGACCCACGUCAAGAGCACCUGGGUUCCCGCUUCCCGUCGCCGCGAGCGCCACGUCACCGCCGCAAGCUCCUUUGCCUCCACCUCCGCCUCCAAAAAGCCCCGCCUCGUGGCCUCGCAGCCCGCGACCGCCUCCCACACCUCCACCCCGAACACCACCCCGCCUCGUAGCUUCGACACCACCUCCAGUCACCAAGACGCGGGCGCCAUCGAGAACCUCCCGGGCCACGUACGAGCGCCGGCGGUGUUCAAAUGCGUGCGCGUAACCUCCAUCGACGACGGAGAAGACGAGUACGCCUACCACGCCGUGGUCAAGAUCGGUGGACGCGUCUUCAAGGGCUUCCUCUACGACCAAGGUCUCGACGACGGCAGCCACGCUGACGAUGCCAACGACGCCAUUCCGAACAUCUCGGAGCUGCACCUCGGCAACCGACACGGUGGCUUGUCGUCGUCGCCGAUGCUACCGUCCAAUGUCUUCGGAGACGGCGGUGGAUUCAUCGGAGGAACCAACUACGGAAACCAAACAAACUGAACUCAUCGUCACUCUUCACACACACCACACACACACACACACACAUCCAAUCCUCUCACGGAGCUUAAAACUUCUAUUGCUCAUCAUCUAUCACAGAAGCCUGGAGGUAGCCAUGACGAAUGCAGGUAGUGGUGAGGGGUUUGGUUCUACUUCUUGUAACCAUAUGUGUCUUCUCUAUUGACUCAUUUGUCUUUCUUCAGUCUACUUGAGUUACUAUUAUUUUUCUUGCUAAUAAUUCUAUCUAGCAACGAUGAUUACUGCUGUC
Musa acuminata AAA Group (dessert banana) is the source of this 2035-nucleotide messenger RNA. Its product is annotated as protein LATERAL ROOT PRIMORDIUM 1-like. Gene Ontology annotation, biological process: positive regulation of DNA-templated transcription. Bases 805 to 1770 code for a protein of 321 amino acids. Gene Ontology annotation, molecular function: DNA binding; DNA-binding transcription factor activity. Gene Ontology annotation, cellular component: nucleus. The record is from RefSeq and is a predicted model, not a curated record. Lineage: Eukaryota; Viridiplantae; Streptophyta; Magnoliopsida; Zingiberales; Musaceae. The transcript has 2 exons.